This is a messenger RNA of Anolis sagrei ordinatus, 2548 nucleotides long. It is a transcript of the gene SBK1, whose product is annotated as SH3 domain binding kinase 1. The record is from RefSeq and is a predicted model, not a curated record. Gene Ontology annotation, molecular function: ATP binding; protein serine/threonine kinase activity. Gene Ontology annotation, biological process: peptidyl-threonine phosphorylation; peptidyl-serine phosphorylation. Lineage: Eukaryota; Metazoa; Chordata; Lepidosauria; Squamata; Anolidae.
CACUGCUUUAUCUGUCAGAGGGAACCGGCUGCUCUGUCAAAUGAGACAAGCCCCGUGGAUGUGGGUCUCUCUGACAACAGCGCCCAGAAGUUUGCAUCUCAGAGUGGCUGCGUGCGCCUUGCCCGGCUUGAGGUUUUCUCCAAGAUUACUUGGUUGCACACCCUCCACUACCAAGGAGGUAUCCUUCCUUCCUCCCUCCCUCCCUCCCUCUCUCCUUCUUUCUCAUUCUCUUCCAUGCACAUUCAUUUCUCUUCACUUGCAAGCUCACACCCACCACUCCACCACUUGCCCUUUUGUCCUGGAUUGUGUGGACACACAACAAGGAGGUCAACAGCUACCUUCGAAUGAUGGGCAGCAAAACUUUCCUCAAGCUUCAUUGUCCCAGGAUGGCUUGACUCACCCAGUGCGAAGCUUGGACUUGCCCAUCUGUCUGUGGAUCCUGAAGAGGAAGCCUUUCAGGUGAAGCCAAAGCCUGCGGCCACCACAUCUGCCCAUGGGGGAGCGCUCGUCUCAAUAUGAGCUGAUGUUUGAAGGACGUGGCCUCACUUGCAGAGCAGCGUCAACUUUGCAAACCCAAACCCACAGGACUUGUCAAUCUUCUUGACUGGCUCUUGGCUGAGGAUUCUCUGCAUCCAUUGUGAGAGACCAAAAAGUCAAGCAAGGAUCUCCUCUGAAAGGGUUGCAAAGAGAUUGCAAAGAAGGAGGAAUGAAGAGUCUCAUGGAGGUGCUGCCUGGAAGGGACCUCUUCUGCUCGGGAUAGUAGGAAAUAGUCAAACCCAUGAGUGAAGAAGGCAAGCCGUUCUGCUCCAGUUGCACUCGCAAAGGAGCCCAUUAAAUUCCAGGACGGACAAGUCCUUGCUCCGGACAUCCAAACCUCUUCUGUCCCUUCAGUGCUGGAGUUUCCCGGUCCUGUUUGCAGUGUGGGCAGCCCCUUGGCUGGAGAAACUGAGAGUUGGUGCAUGCUGGAAGGGGAGGCUGGCAGUUGGAGAGAAGAUCAAGGCGUGAGAUGCUUGGGACCAAUGGGACCAUCCUGUGCUCCAAAAGAUGCUAGCGGCACCGGGCAGCAGGGCUGGCCCAGUCGGGUGCACCCACUUCCUUGCACUUUGAAGGAGAUGGAUGCCUUCUGCUUCCCCUGCUUCCAGAAAGAGGAGCUCCAGCCAUUGCAACUGAACAGUGUGACAAUGAGUGCUGGCUCCAUUGAGCAGGAGCCUUCCCGCAAGCUGGCCUGCUGCGGAGUGCCCCUCAUCACGGAAGACAUGCAGUCGCUGGCCAUCCGCACACUCUCCGGUACGGACAUCAACAAACAUUAUGACCUCAUCCGUGAGCUGGGAAAAGGGACCUAUGGCAAGGUGGACCUUGUCUCCCACAAGAGCACAGGUACCAAGAUGGCCCUGAAGUUUGUCAACAAGAAUAAGACCAAAUUGAAGAACUUUCUGAGAGAGUUCAGCAUUACCAAUACACUGUCUUCAAGUCCCUUCAUCAUCAAGGUCUUUGAUGUGGUCUUUGAGACAGAAGACUGCUAUGUCUUUGCCCAGGAAUAUGCGCCCGGUGGAGACCUCUUUGACAUCAUCCCUCCACAGGUGGGGCUUCCGGAGGACAUGGUGAAGCGCUGCGUGCAGCAGCUGGGCCUGGCACUUGAUUAUAUGCACAGUAAAAACCUCGUGCAUCGGGACAUCAAGCCAGAAAACGUGCUCCUCUUUGACCGUGACUGUCGGCGAGUCAAGCUGGCCGAUUUCGGCAUGACACGCAAAGUGGGCUGCCGUGUAAAGCGCAUCAGCGGGACCAUCCCUUAUACAGCCCCUGAGGUGUGCCAGGCUGGGCGGGCCGAGGGCUUCACCGUGGACACAAGCAUAGAUGUGUGGGCCUUCGGGGUACUCAUCUUCUGUGUGCUGACGGGCAACUUCCCCUGGGAGGCGGCCUCAGCCUCGGACACCUUCUUCGAGGAGUUCGUGAGGUGGCAGAAGGGGCGCCUGGCUGGGCUGCCCUCCCAGUGGCGCCGCUUCACGGACAAUGCACUGCGCAUGUUCCAGCGGCUGCUGGCCCUCGACCCCGAGAAGCGCUGCCCUGUGAAGGAGGUCUUCUUCUUCAUCAAGUACGACCUGAUGUCGGAGGUUCGCCGCCGGCCCUCCUAUCGUUCCCGUAAGCACACUGGGGACAAGCUCUCUGCAGGGCCUCAUCGCCAUGAGACACCCAGCACCUGCACCCCGACCCCGCUGAAGAGGACCAUCCUCACGGAGGGCAGCAUGUCCCGUCUGUCCGGCUCAGACCCUGGCCUGCCUUCCCCGGGGAGCGGGGGCAGGACUGAUGGGCGGCCGGACAAGGGAAAAGGCCAAAUGGUGCUGGCCACGGCCAUCGAGAUCUGCGUCUGACUGGCGAGGGCCACAUGGCUUCCUCAGUGCCUCCCAACCUGCAGCUGAGACGUCAGUGAUGCUGCAGGGCCCUCUCCUGCCCUGGACUGCGCGCAGAAUAAUUGUUUUCUAAAAAUCAUCCCCAAAGGGACCGGAAUCUGUAUCUUUUGAAGCAAAAAAAAAAAAAAAAAGGGGGGGGG